AUACCAUGGCUCAGACCCUGCAAAUGGAGAUUCCGAACUUUGGGAAUAAUAUCCUGGAAUCUCUGAAUGACCAGCGACUCCAGGGCCUGUACUGUGAUGUUUCCAUCGUUGUCAAGGGACAAGCUUUCAAGGCACAUCGUGCAGUCCUAGCAGCAAGCAGUUCCUACUUCCGUGACCUGUUCAGUUCCAGCAACUGCACCAGCUUUGAGCUUCCCACAGCUGUCCAACCACAGUCUUUCCAGCAGAUCCUGGCGUUCUGUUACACCGGCCGGCUCAGCAUGAAUAUGGGUGACCAGUUCCUCCUGAUGUACACAGCCGGCUUCCUCCAGAUCCAGCAGAUAAUGGACAAGGAGACGGAGUUCUGCCUGAAGGUCAGCUCGCCACGGUGCGACUCCCAAGGUCUCCACGUGGAGGAGACACCCUCAGAGCCCCCGAGUCCUGCCCAGGUCUCUCGCUCGCUGGCAGCCACCCCCCUCUCGCUAGUGUCGCGUGUCAAGACAGAGCAGGCUGACUUGGACACUGUGCAGUUCACCCCCAUCGGCAAGCGCCUGUGGGAGAGCGGCCAGCGGGGGGAAGGGAAUGGGGGUGCUGCUUCCAAACUGGCUCGGGUUUCACACGGAGCCCCUGCCAGUCGGCAGCAGGUCUGUGCAGCGGGAGCACAGGGCACCUCAGACCGCACCAGCCCUGGCACGUCCAGUGCCUACACCAGUGACAGUCCCAACUCCUACCAGAAUGAAGAGGAUGAGGAGGAAGAAGCUGGCGACGAUAUGACAGAGGAGCACUACAGACAGAUCUGUAACAUGUACACUAUGUACAGCAUGAUGAAUGUUGGAUCACCAGCAGUCGAGCGGGUCGAUGCCCUGCCUGAUCACUUGACCACAGAUGCCCGUUCAAGAGUGCGGAUGAGGAGGGACCUGGCAGCCUUGCCAGCUGAGCUGAUCACCCAGAUUGGUAAUCGAUGCCACCCCAAGCUUUAUGCAGAGGGGGACCCCACUGAAAAGCUGGAACUUGUUACAGGAACUAGUGUCUUCAUCACUCGAGCCCAGUUAAUGAACUGCCACGUAUGUGCAGGAACGCGUCACAAAGUCCUCCUUCGAAGGCUGCUGGCAUCCUUCUUUGAUCGGAACACACUGGCAAAUAGCUGUGGCACUGGGAUUCGCUCGUCUACAAAUGACCCAAGCAGGAAACCUCUGGAUAGUCGGGUCCUUAAUGCUGUGAAAAUCUACUGCCAGAAUUUCGCCCCCAACUUCAAGGAGAGUGAGAUGAAUGCCAUUGCAGCGGAUAUGUGCACCAAUGCCCGACGGGUGGUCCGCAAGAGCUGGAUUCCCAAACUGAAGCUGCUGAUGGUAGAGGGGGAUGCUUACCACUCCUUUAUCUCGGACACUACAGGUGUGAACCUCGAAUCGGACGUACUGAAUACAGAGCAAGCCUUUGACGCAGCUAGUCAUGAUGGAGAGGCAGGGUCUUCCCUGGAAUCUGCUCCGUGAUGGGAGCUACCGUGGAAGGAAGGGUCAAAAUCCCAGGGUUCAAUCUACAAUGACCCACAAGUUCCAGACACACUCAAACCUGACCAUCUUGUGCACAUAAAUACUGUCUAGAGGUACAGAUACAAAAAACUAUUUAUUCUGCAUUGGUGAGCAUGAUAAAAUGAAAGGAUCUGAGCAGUUGUGGGGGGCGGUGGGAGGAAUGACUAUAUCAAAGAGUUAGGAAUUGCACACAGGCCAUUGGCCUGUGGGUGACUAGGGUAGAUAUUAAAUGGACAUGCCAGCUCUCCAAGGACUCAGCCUAGAUUGAACUCUGAACACUAGCAGCCUAGAUUAACCCAGCUAGGUUUGAGCAGCCUAUCCAAAAUGGAGACUGUUACAUUUCUAACUCCCAAAUUGAUUUCCUUCAUGCCUGGCCAUCUUUCCCUCUGUGUCUAAAAUCUUGAAGGUGACACCAUUCUGCUUUGGCUGGGGGUGGGGGGGAAGGAUGUGAUACCUGGAUUUAACACGGGGUUUGUAUCUUCCUGAGUGUCUGGCUUUUUGUUUCACUAUACACUACAAUAUUAUUUAAUAAUUGUUUUAUAAGCUAUGGUCUUAAAGGUUUUUAAGAACUGCUCUGUUUAACCACGAUAAUGUUGAACCUUUUGAAGGCUGCAUUGGUAAUGCUGCUUACUAGAACCAGUCUGUGCUGAUGAAUGAGGGCAGAUCUCACUCACUGAGAUUGUUCCCAGUUUUUACCGAAAUUGCUGCAACUGGGAUUUUGGGUUGCAAUAAUUAUUUCAUUGAUUUUCUCUGCUGAAUUGUAUGAUUUGGUUUUACUAAUGCAUCUUUGUAGCUCUUUAAAAUUGGGUUCCAAGUGAUUCAACCUCCCCUGAAACCAUUCUUUAAAACACACUUAAAACAAAGAACUUCAGAUGCUGGGGAUCUGAAAUGAAAGAAAAACAGAAAUUGCUGGAGAAACUCAGCACGUCUGGCGGCAUCUGUGGAAAGAGAAAUAGAGUUAACAUUUUGAGUUGAAAAUGUGUUGCUGGAAAAGCGCAG
Hemiscyllium ocellatum (epaulette shark) is the source of this 2525-nucleotide messenger RNA. Its product is annotated as nucleus accumbens-associated protein 1-like. NCBI's taxonomy places the organism in Eukaryota, Metazoa, Chordata, Chondrichthyes, Orectolobiformes, Hemiscylliidae. The record is from RefSeq and is a predicted model, not a curated record. Gene Ontology annotation, molecular function: RNA polymerase II cis-regulatory region sequence-specific DNA binding; protein binding; DNA-binding transcription factor activity, RNA polymerase II-specific. Gene Ontology annotation, biological process: regulation of transcription by RNA polymerase II. Bases 6 to 1487 code for a protein of 493 amino acids. The transcript has 5 exons.